AUGGCUCUGGAUGUUGGUGGACUGGUGGCAGUGGUGGUCUUCUAUGUCCUGAUCCUGGCCAUAGGGAUCUGGGCCUCCAGGAAGUCCAAGAAGGAGGAGGAGAAAUGUGUGGGCAGCAAGAGUGAGGUCACCAUGGUAGGAGGACGCAAUAUCAACAUUUUGGUUGGGGUUUUCACUAUGACAGCGACGUGGGUUGGAGGCGGCUACAUCAUGGGCACUGCAGAGGCUGUCUACUCUCCCUCUCAAGGUCUCAUCUGGGCUUUGGGGCCGCUGGCUUAUCUUAUCACCUUCCUAUUGGCGGGGCUAUUUUUUGCUAAGCCAAUGAGAUCACAGCGCUACGUGACGAUGAUGGACCCGUUUCAGCGUCGCUAUGGAAACUCGAUCACCACGGCGUUGCUGCUUCCCGCACUGAUUAGUGACGUGCUCUGGGUGGCCUGCAUCCUUGCUGCCCUGGGAGGGACGAUGAGUGUGAUUCUGGGCUUGUCCUCGUCCUACUCCAUUGCUCUGUCUGCAGCAGUAGCCAUCACCUACACACUGAUGGGAGGGCUCUACUCUGUGGCCUACACAGACGUCAUCCAACUCUUCUUCAUAUUCAUCGCUCUGUGGCUCUGCGUUCCCUUUCUGGUUCUCAACCCAGCAUCCUCGGAGGUCACACUCGCAGCCUUUUUCAACCAAUCACAGCAGGCGCCCUUGAUGGGCGAACUGAAGUUGGAACAUGCUGGGAAAUGGAUAGAUGAGCUGCUUUUAUUGGCAUUGGGAGGCCUGUCCUACCAGGCUCUGUAUCAGCGUAUCCUCUCUGCAGCAUCGUCCACUCAGGCUCAGGUCACCUGCUUCGCUGCAGCCGGAAUAGUCGUCAUCAUGGGAGUACCCUCGGUCAUCAUAGGAGCAGUGGCAGCCUCCACAGACUGGAACCAGACGGCUUACGGCCUGCCCUCUCCGUUUGCCCGUGGGGAGGCAGGCAAGGUGCUGCCUCUGGCCCUGCACUACCUCACCCCUCCCUGGGUGUCUGUGGUGGGCAUCGGGGCCGUGGCUGCAGCUGUCAUGUCCUCCAUGGACUCUGCCCUCCUCUCCUCUGCAUCCAUGUUCACUCACAACAUCUACAAGAGCACUCUCAAGGCACAGGCGUCGGACAGGGAGUGUGUGUGGGUGAUCCGUGUCAGUGUGUUGCUGGUGGGUCUAGCUGGUACAGGCCUGGCGUUUGCUGAGGACAGUGUGUUUGCCUUCUGGCUGAUGAGUGGAGACCUCAUCUACUGCGUGGUCUUCCCCCAGCUGAUCUGUGUUCUUCACUGCCGCUGUGCUAAUGGCUACGGUGCUACCGCUGGUUACCUUGUGGCAGUCACUCUGAGGCUGCUGAGUGGAGAGCCUCUUCUCCGGCUUCCAACGGCCCUCCUGUUCCCUGGUUGGAGGGAGGAGGGAGGAGUCAUCCGCCAGUACUUCCCCUUCAGGACUCUGGUGAUGUUGUCGUCUCUGGUGUGUAUCCCCCUAGCCUCCAGCCUGGCCACCCUGGCCUUCAGCCACCGCCUGCUGCCCCGCUCCUGGGACCUGCUGGCCGCACUGGGGGAGGAGGAGGAGAGGGGAAAGGAGGGUGACGAUGGGAAACCUGCUGUCACCGAAAAGCUCCUGGCCACCUCCAGCACCAGCUGCUAGGAACAGAGGGAGGGAGGGGUACGGUGGGGGUCAAGCAG
Molecule: messenger RNA, 1685 nt
Organism: Salvelinus namaycush (lake trout)
Lineage: Eukaryota; Metazoa; Chordata; Actinopteri; Salmoniformes; Salmonidae
Product: high-affinity choline transporter 1-like
Exons: 8
Coding region: 1-1647 (548 amino acids)
Biological process (GO): transmembrane transport; acetylcholine biosynthetic process; choline transport
Cellular component (GO): plasma membrane
Molecular function (GO): choline:sodium symporter activity
Source: RefSeq, a predicted model, not a curated record